Messenger RNA from Macadamia integrifolia, 945 nucleotides. RefSeq names its product putative caffeoyl-CoA O-methyltransferase At1g67980. Gene Ontology annotation, molecular function: O-methyltransferase activity; S-adenosylmethionine-dependent methyltransferase activity. NCBI's taxonomy places the organism in Eukaryota, Viridiplantae, Streptophyta, Magnoliopsida, Proteales, Proteaceae. The coding region runs from base 115 to 849 and encodes 244 amino acids. The record is from RefSeq and is a predicted model, not a curated record. The transcript has 5 exons.
UCCUUCUUUCCUUCUUUCCUUCAAACCUUCAAACCUUCAAACCCUCAAACCCUCAAACCCCAUCCCCUAUCAACAUUCAUAUUUUCUUCUAUUGAUUAAAGUAGUUUUUAACCCAUGGCAGACGCAGGUGCUUCUCGUAGUAAGGGCAUCCUCCAAACUAAAGCCCUUCAUCAGUAUAUCUUGGAGACUAGUGCUUACCCAAGAGAACAUGAGCUGCUCAAGGAGAUCAGAGAGGUCACCAUAAACAAGUAUGGCUAUCUGAGUGACAUGCUAGUUCCAGCUGAUGAAGGACAGCUCUUAUCCAUGCUUUUGAAGAUCAUAAAUGCCAAGAACACAUUAGAACUCGGGGUUUUCACUGGUUAUUCUCUCCUAGUCACUGCUCUUGCACUGCCAAGUGAUGGUAAGAUAACAGCUAUUGAUAGAAAUAGAGAGGCCUAUGAGACUGGUUUGCCAUUCAUAAGAAAAGCUGGUGUGGAGCAUAAAAUCAACUUUAUCAAUUCAAAUGUUCUACCAGUUUUAGAUGAAAUGCUGACCACCACCAAUGAUGAUGAUGAUAAGGUGAAUGGAAUGGAGCUGUUCGACUUUGCAUUUGUGGAUGUUGAUAAACCUAAUUACAUUAAUUACCAUGAGCGAUUGAUGAAGCUGGUAAAGAUUGGAGGACUCAUUGCCUAUGAUAACACACUAUGGGAUGGCUCAGUUGCUAUUGAUGAAGAAGAGGUCCAUGAAAAUUUGAAGGUUAAUCGAAAGGCUGUCAUGGAUUUGAAUACCUUCUUGGCUUCUGAUCCCCGCAUAGAAUUAUCACAAAUUUCUAUCGGUGAUGGUGUUACCUUGUGCAGACGCCUUCGCUAAUUUUAUUUUUGUGGUGCAUAUUAGUAGGAAUUAUGUUGAUCUAGCUUCCAUCUAUAUGAGACUACUUAUUAUCUCCUUUUCUUAUUUUUAUUUGUA